AUGGUCUUCGCACGUGGCGAUGUCUCUGGCCAUGAUGAGCAAGCCAUCGACCAUAAUGACCCGGGUAGCAACAUCGAGAUCGUGUCCUGGAAUGGACCGAAAGAUCCCGAGAACCCGUACAACUGGCCGCUCCGUCAAAAAUGGACAUUGACAUUGUUAGCGGCAUUUGCCACAUUCAUUACCAUGAUGAACGGCACUAUCAUCACAGUGGCCCAUGCCGCGAUCAAUGAGGAAUUUGGCAUCUCAGACGCCGACUUCCCUCAUUCGUACUGGCCAGUGACAUCCUGGGCCGUCGGCGGCGGCUGCUUUUCCCUCCUCAUCCUGCCUCUCAUGGAAGAGUUUGGUGUGAGAUGGGUGUUCUUGUUGGCUUACGUAGCCUUCGUCUGUUUUGUGAUUCCUCAAGGGUUGGCACAAAACUUUGUCACGUUGAUCGUGACGAGGUUCUUCGCCGGUGGGUGUGUCUCUAUCCUGGCCAAUACCUCUGCCACGGUGAUUGGGAAUGUCUGGGAUACUGAGAAGGCACGGAAUAUCCCAGUCAGUCUCUAUAUCGUCACCUACCUGGUAGGAGCGAGCAUCGGACCCGUCAUCGGUGCACCCAUCUUCGAGUUCCUCUCGUGGAGGUGGAUCAGUUAUCUGCAGCUGAUCUGGCUCGGUGCUCUCUUCCCAGUAUAUUUCUUCCUCUUCAAAGAGUGUCGAGGUAUCGCCAUUCUGGGUCAACGGGCAAAGGCAUUGCGAAAGGAGGGGAAGAUGGCAUAUACCCAGCACGAGAUCGAUAGCGAGGGGACGUCGAUGAUGAUGAUCGUGGCUCGCAGCGCAACACGACCUCUCGUCCUAUUCUUCACCGAGUCAGUCGUCUUCGUUUCUUUCAUGUGGUCUGCCUUCACGGUAGGAACACUAUACCUAUUCACACAAUCCGUCGAACAAGUCUUUGUCGGGCUGUAUGAUUGGACCCCUUCUCAAGCCGGAUACAUCCAAGCCGCAAUCGUCGUCGGCGAAAUCCUAGGCUGGGUAGGAACUCUAUUCUCAGGCAAAAUUUAUUUCGACUCUGCAGCGCGCAACACCGAGGUGCCUGGUACUCCCAUUCCCGAAGCAAGACUCUACCUCGCCAUCGUGGGUGGCGUGCUCGGUAUAUCCGGCGGCAUGUUCACAUAUGCGUGGACCUCAUAUGCCAACUUCCCAUGGAUUGCACCGGCGGUUGGUCUCGCCAUGGUGGGGGCUGGGAGUGUGAUCGUCGUGACUGGAAUCUCCGACUACGUCGUCGAUGCCUACGCCAAGUACGCCGCGAGCGCAGUCGGAAUCAUUGUCACUGGCGAGAACACCUUCUCAGCGUUUUUGCCCCUGGCAGCUAUGAGCAUGUACAACACGCUCGGAUUUCAGUGGGCGAGUACGUUACUUGCGUUUAUCUCGCUAGCGUUAUCAUUCGCGCCCAUUCUGUUUGUCGUUUAUGGAAAGCAGAUCCGAGAACGGAGUCCGUUCAUGAAAGAAGCAAUGCUUGAGAAGAGGAGGAAAAGCUUUGACUCCUCCGUUUAG
This is a messenger RNA of Penicillium cataractarum, 1530 nucleotides long. RefSeq lists its product as uncharacterized. Gene Ontology annotation, biological process: transmembrane transport. The record is from RefSeq and is a predicted model, not a curated record. The transcript is spliced from 2 exons. Lineage: Eukaryota; Fungi; Ascomycota; Eurotiomycetes; Eurotiales; Aspergillaceae. Bases 1 to 1530 code for a protein of 509 amino acids. Gene Ontology annotation, molecular function: transmembrane transporter activity.